GUUGGGAGCCAGCCCAUAACGCUCCAGAAGCUUUAGGUCUCCAGUGAUGCUCAUGUCCAACAGUGGGUUGCCCAUGCCGAGAAGAAUUCCUUCGCUGAUCUUACCGGUGGACGCCAUGAAAUGCUUGCCCUGAGAGUCAAAGAAGAAAGAAAUUGUUAGCAAAAAUGCACGAGUGAAAUGCCUAAUGACAUGGAGGUUUACACAAGUCUUACAGAUUAUAUUAAACAAUUGUACAAGACUUUAGGUUUUAUCUCUGCAAACCUACACAUGAUCAAAAGAUUACAAUCAGAUAUCAAAUGAUCCCUUCAAAUAGUUCUACCCAACAAAAUAUUGAUGAUCAAUGGCAUCAAUAAACAAGUGAAAUUGGUUUGAUUUGUUUGAAAUAAACUUGAUCAUAAUACAACUAGUAGCACUGGACACACUACUUAAGUAGCACUAGCCCCACUGCUUUAGUAGCACUAGGCCCACUGCUUUAGUAGCACUAGGCCCACUACUUAAGUAGCACUAGCCCCACUGCUUUAGUAGCACUAGGCCCACUGCUUUAGUAGCACUAUGCCCACUACUUAAGUAGCACUAGGCCCACUGCUUUAGUAGCACUAUGCCCACUACUUAAGUAGCACUUGGCCCACUGCUUUAGUAGCAUUUGGCUCACUGCUUUAGUAGCACUAGGCCCACUGCUUAAUGUAGGAAUGCUUUCAGAGAACAAAACAAUGUCACCCAAUGCAGAGUAAAAGCACACACAGUCAUGUCAGAUACAAGCUGGGGUUAGGGGUGCAUGAGGCAGGGGUGUCGGGGUGCAUGAGACAGGGGUGUCGGGGUCCAUGAGGCAGGGGUGUCGGGGUGCAUGAGGCAAUGUCGGGGGUGCAUGAGGCAGUGUCGGAGGGUGCAUGAGGCAGGAAGACCUAGCCAAUAGAAAGCUGUCAAAGACAAGCAGCCAACAGACAGCUGUCAAAGACAAGCAGCCAACAGACAGCUGUCAAAGACAAGCAGCCAACAGACAGCUGUCAGAGACAAGCAGCCAACAGACAGCCGUGGGUAUGUCAGUGGGUGGGAGGGGCACUAAUAUACCAACCAACCAAAUGUAUUGGGAAACUAAGCCCACGUUUUGUGGCUCACACGUUUCAUUCCUUUAAAACGGGGUGGGCAAACUACAACCCGCGGGGCCAAAUGAAGCUCUCCUCGCCUUGAAAAAGAAAUGACACACAAUGCAAAUAAUGCAUUGUUUCAAAGCUUCGAUGACACACAAUGCAAAUAAUGCAUUGUUUCAAAGCUUCCAUGACACACUCCAUUCACUAUAAGAAACCGUGUAAAGUCGUUAUUGUUGCGUUACAAUCACUGGUUCCUUGUUUGAGAUCAAUUCCAGCUACAUACUCGAAUAAAGUCCUUAUCAUAAUCAAUUACACCCCCCCCCCCAAUUCUUUUCAUCAGGGGCCGCCCAUAAAGUACGUCACGCUCAAGACGGGGGCGGGGGUGUAAGAAAGUGUGACAGUUUGUGAGAGGGGGGUCAGGCCAUGUGUGACGUCACAUAUUUUUUAAUAAUUUUAUUUCUAAUUAUUUAUUACUUUUUUAGUGGAAUUUAAUAGCUUUAAAAAUACUUUUUUUCAAAAAUUGUGUGUAUCAUUAGUCAAAAUAGCAUGAAAUGCGUAUCUCCUUAAUGUGUUGUUCACGAUUCUUCUCGCUAGGAGCGCUAGUCUGCUGUUGCGAAGCAUUGCUUUCGUUAUGCCUGAAGUAUUAUUAUUUCUAUGUUGUCCGCUGCAUAAUUAUGUCACUGUCCUUUUUAUUAUUUAAUCACUGGGUGAGGUCAAGUUUCGCUAAUCUACUUCUAAUCCUGUGUAAAAAGAUUGCAUAAUCAGAAAUUAUAUAAAACUUGACCUCACCUAUUGUAAAUGAAAAAGCAGCAGAUAAAUGAUGUGUAUUAUAUUAUUUAUCUAAUUGUCUAGUCUAAUUUUUGCAAUUUUUGUUUUCAAAUUCAAUCUAGAUUGAGUUAUUGCUUCAAUGAAUAACUGUGACAACUGUUGACAAUUAACUAUUCUACUAUUAAAGUCAUUUUUAUAAUGUGAUAGUUCUUUUAAGUGGAAAUUUUAUAUUUUAAUACAGUUUAAUAGUGAAGUGUGUUUUAGAUUAAAUUUUAAUUAGGUGUUAAUUUUUUUAAAAAAAUUCUUCGAAAGUGUGACGUACUUUAGGGGGGGUGGGGGUGGGUCAGAGAUUUGUGACAGAAUGUGACAGGUGGGGGGGGGGGGCUAAAAAUUGACCAAAAAUGCGUGACGCACUUUAUGGACGGCCCCUCACCAGUUUCUUCGAAAGUGUGACGUACUUUAGGGGGGGUGGGGGUGGGUCAGAGAUUUGUGACAGAAUGUGACAGGUGGGGGGGGGGGGCUAAAAAUGGUCCAAAAAUGCGUGACGUACUUUAUGGACGGCCCCUCACCAGGACUUAUCUAAACCAUGAAACAACGUCCCCAGUUCACGGCAAAGAUUGUUGUCCAUUUUGUUACUGCUGCUGGUCGAUGUGUGGGCGGUGUCGAUGUUAAUAACAUACCCUGGUGUAUACAUCGCACCUGGCAGUUAAAACAGGGGAAGAAGAAGACAUGACACCUGGCGGUUUAAAAAGACCCCCCCCCCCCAAAAAAAAAAAAAAAAAAAAAAAAAAAAAAAAAAAAAAAAAAAAAAAAAAAAAAAAAAAAAAAAAAACAAAAAAAAAAAAAAAAAAAAAAAAAAAAAAACCCCCCCCCCCCCAAAAAAAAAACAAAACAAAAAAAACAAUAAAAACAAAAAAAACAACAAAAACAACAACAACAAGCAUCUUGAAUGAAGAAAAAAAAAACAAAAAACUUUCUAUCAAAGACGAGCUUCACAGAACAUAAGUAAAAGACUUUAUUUUUUAUUCUCACCCUGUUAAAUAGAAAUAUUGGGAGGAACAAAAUAGGCGAACUUGUGUGGAGGAGUAGAACUAAAUUGGUCAAGUAGGGCGGUAGUCAAUGAAAGGAUGGGAUUUCAGAUAGAUGCCGAACUCAUUUCGGUUUCAGCGCCGAACGUUGCCGUAUGAUCAUUUUGGAUCAAAACAGAACAAGUCAAUUUUCGGUUGAUUUUCGGUCAAAAGUAAUUUAAGCUUUCGCUGGUCUACGAGAUUUCAGGCUGUCACAGCUGCAUGAAUGAUGACCUAUUUGUCCAAUAUUUCAACCAAAUUAAAUUUAAAUUAGGCUAAGGAAAAGGUAAAUAGUAAUGUUUUGUGGGGAAAAAAAUCUAGGGGAAUGUUAAUACUUACAUUAUUUUUUGUUAAAAUAUAAUAAUUUGGGAACCCUAUGCCCCAAGUUUAUUUAAUGAAUUUAUUCAUUGACAUUCAUCUUUAUCAUGCCAUUGACAAUAAAUAAAUAAAAAAAAACACACACAUGGUUAAUCACAUGCAUGAGUAUAGACACACAUGUAAAGAAAGAGAAUAAUGAACCUUGUGCAAUCAUAAAAAUAGAUCAUUUUUAUUUGAAUCGGGUAUACUUAAGCCUUUAAUUUUAAUCAUAAGCCUACACACAUACCGGUAUGUGCCUGUGUCAAGUAUCAAUUUCCUAAUAAUUAUGUAGUAGGCCUACUGCUCAAUCUGGGUCAUAUCUAAAAUUAGAAGCCCAACCAAUGGUAAAUGCGGAUAAACGAAAAGUUAAAAUGUCGACCAAUAAGAACGCUUGUCUCAGCGAACAUGUGUGGGGUCAGGGACUUUAUCACAACAAAGAGUCGGAUAUUAUAUUUUGAUAUAGUUGUUAACGGCAAUGCGUGAAUGCAGUUGUAUAGAAUGCCUAGAAAUUACAUAGAAUGCCUGCAGUUUUUAGGGAAAGUAUGAAAUAUUUGAUUUUAUGUUACAUCUUUGCCUAGGCAUUUUAUACAAUGCCUAGGUAUUAUUAUGAAAAAUAGACUUCAGGAAAAGUUUCAAAAGAUCGGAAUGAAAACGUUUUUAUUUUUAUUGUAAAAAGCACAUUUGAAAACGAAAGAAGAAAUAUGAAAUAAGUAAAGGGCUUUCUGAACAACGAGCCCGGAAAGCUAAGGUGGCAUCGAGCUACUUGGUGCAGCUAGUCAGGCAAGCUAAGGUGGCAUCGAGCUACUUGGUGCAGCUAGUCAGGCAAGCUAAGGUGGCAUCGAGCUACUUGGUGCAGCUAGUCAGGCAAGCUAAGGUGGCAUCGAGCUACUUGGUGCAGCUAGUCAGGCAAGCUAAGGUGGCAUCGAGCUACUUGGUGCAGCUAGUCAGGCAAGCUAAGGUGGCAUCGAGCUACUUGGUGCAGCUAGUCAGGCAAGCAAAGGUGGCAUCGAGCUACUUGGUGCAGCUAGUCAGGCAAGCAAAGGUGGCAUCGAGCUGCUUGGUGCAGCUAGUCAGGCAAGCAAAGGUGGCAUCGAGCUGCUUGGUGCAGCUAGACAAUGCCGGAUGUCCCUCAUUGCCGGCACCACAGUAACUAAAAGUAGCCCAGCGUUAGGAGAAAGCUCAAAGAGCCGUAGGUUUCUGACCCGAGGGCAACAGAACAGUUCAUUCUAGGUUUAUGAUUGUGUCUAGUCAUUUUAGUGGACGAUACCAUUAACAAUAAAUUCAAUAGAUCGGCUAAGUUUUCGAUCGAUGCCAAAUACGUCUCAGUAGCCUUGUAAUUAAUUUUUAAAAAUAAAUUAUUAAAGCAAAGGGCGCCCAAUAGUCUAUUUUGCAUGACUUUUGCGCCCCCCCCCCCCACGGUCAAAAUUUUCUCUUACCAUUAUACUUUACAAUACAUUUUUAAAAACUUUAAAAUAAUCUUUAAUGCAAAUGGUAGUUGCCAAAGUAUUCAUUAGAUGUGUACCGGUAUCUAACAGAAUUCACGAUACCGGAUAUUCUCAGUUUUAAUUUAAACAAUUAUAUAUCGAAGUGGCCAUUCGUUCCCGGGUACGAGAAGUGAGAGGUUGGGAUUAAAAAACUAUUGGUAUUGGUACCCGGGUGCGAAUGGCGGCGCUGCGUGUAUGGGUCCAUUUUGACUCCAUGCUAUUCGGAUGUCAUUUGUGGUCGUUUAUUUUAGCUAAACUGAAGAAGUAAGUUUACAAACAUAUAGUCCAUUCAAUUAUCUCUCUUUUGAUACUUCAUUUUGUCUUACAAACCCAACAAUAAUAUUUUAAAUAGUUUUUUAAUCCCAACCUCUCACUUUUGGUACCCGGGUACGAAUAGUCGCAGCCAUAUAUAAACAUGGAUAUGUUGCCCCGUGGACCUCCUUAACAACCAAAGUUAUGAAUCACUAUGAAAUACACCCAUCUGUCUCGUUAAGCUUUGGAUUUCGGCUUCGGUCUCAAGACAUUUGUAACUUUCGCGGUUUGCUUUCGUUCCAGACCAGAAACAACACAUUCCGCCUGUCUCUAAUGUGAGAGCUAUUUUCUUUUCACGGCAUGAAAUAACAAGCUUGCUGCAGGUCAAUAUGGCAGCUGAAAUAACAUAGCACUCCUCGGCGGAACAAAUGGAAUCAGUUAACUUAAAAUGUAUUAAAAAAAACAAACAAAUAAAAACAACUUCCAGAAGUUAGGAUUGAAUAAAGUUAAACUUUAAAAUAUUAUCUUUAACUGCAACCAUUGUAAUUUUAUGCAUAUAAUUUUAAGUGCAGUUAGUUUUCUGCCUAAGUUCAAUAAGAGUAACUACUCCCCACAGUGGCGUAGCUAGUAGUGACGCCCGGGGCGGGCCACCUUUCUACUACAAAAAAACUCCACAGUUGGUCGAAAAUGCCGCCUCUCCGUAUAAAGAAGAAAGAAAAAAGUACCGCCAGGCCCCCCUCCCCCCCCACCCCCCUUUCUACGCCCCUAAUUACUCGUGUGAGUUAAUGGUUUGCACCAGGUCCGCUAGAGGUCGCGUCCUGUCGCAUUGGAAUGAAAGUGGAUAUAAAAUUAAGAAAAUUAUGUAAUUUUUCCCUACACCAUUGUAGCGAAGAACCGGCGUCUGGAGUUUGGGAACCACUGUGCUACGCCAAACAGAUAGCGGAGAAAAGCCAUGGCAUUUUAACCUUGUAGUAGGGUGACUUCAUUUUUAUUGCCGUUGUGCGUUAUAAUUGCCUAUAAAUAAUAAAUAGAAACCGGUGGUUGCCAUUUCUAGCCAUUCUUACAUCAAAACAUUGGUUAAGUGCAUCCAAGUAAAGUUGUCUUGUUACCCACCGAACCGGGCCUUACCCUAUAGCCUGACAACUGACGUCAACUGACCCACUUCAGGCCAGGAAUGCUGGUGACCUCAUUGUCAAACCAGGUGAAAGACAACUUGCGUCACAGAUUACUGGUCGCUACCAACACACCUGGUUACUGGGAGGGUAUCGGUUGUUAAGGUGGGAUAUGGGGUCGAUUGUUGUGUGUUUGGCCAUUUUGGUGGUUUGAUGAAUAACAGACAAGGAAACAGGAAGUCGUUGAGACCAAGGUCAGACCUAACCUCCAACCCACACCCCAAGCCGUUGAGACCAAGGUCAGACCUAACCUCCAACCCACACCCCAAGCCGUUGAGACCAAGGUCAGACCUAACCUCCAACCCGCACCCCAAGCCGUUGAGACCAAGGUCAGACCUAACCUCCAACCCGCACCCCAAGCCGUUGAGACCAAGGUCAGACCUAACCUCCAACCCGCACCCCAAGCCGUUGAGACCAAGGUCAGACCUAACCUCCAACCCGCACCCCAAGCCGUUGAGACCAAGGUCAGACCUAACCUCCAACCCGCACCCCAAGCCGUUGAGACCAAGGUCAGACCUAACCUCCAACCCGCACCCCAAGCCGUUGAGACCAAGGUCAGACCUAACCUCCAACCCGCACCCCAAGCCGUUGAGACCAAGGUCAGACCUAACCUCCAACCCGCACCCCAAGCCGUUGAGACCAAGGUCAGACCUAACCUCCAACCCGCACCCCAAGCCGUUGAGACCAAGGUCAGACCUAACCUCCAACCCGCACCCCAAGCCGUUGAGACCAAGGUCAGAUCUAACCUCCUACCCGCACCCCAAGCCGUUGAGACCAAGGUCAGAUCUAACCUCCAACCCACACUCAAGCCGUUGAGACUAAGGUCAGACCUCACAACAAAUUAUAUACAAGUUCAAUGUAUGAAUGCUAUACCCAGGUCUGACCUGUUUAUUAGAAGUUGACUAACACCAGCCGUGUAAGUCACAGUAAGUCAUCGGAGAGGUAGAUGAGAUAGUCACAAGUCGUCAGAAACACACUGACUUAAAUAAAGUUUAAGAGGUGAUAUCAUUUUACACUAACACGUCACGGUUGGUAGCUAGAGAUUGGCUCAGUUGUGCACUAACACGUCACGGUCGGUAGCUAGAGAUUGGCUCAGUUGUGCACUAACACGUCACGGUUGGUAGCUAGAGAUUGGCUCAGUUGUGCACUAACACGUCACGGUUGGUAGCUAGAGAUUGGCUCAGUUGUGCACUAACGCGUCACGGUUGGUAGCUAGAGAUUGGCUCAGUUGUGCACUAACACGUCACGGUUGGUAGCUAGAGAUUGGCUCAGUUGUGCACUAACACGUCACGGUUGGUAGCUAGAGAUUGGCUCAGUUGUGCACUAACACGUCACGGUUGGUAGCUAGAGAUUGGCUCAGUUGUGCACUAACACGUCACGGUCGGUAGCUAGAGAUUGGUUUAGUUGUGGACAGUCUGGUCUCGUUGUCAGCAACUAAUGGAAUAUAUCUUCCUUGUCACCAACUAUUCUACAUGUUUCCCAACUAUUCUACGUGUGUCCCAACUAUUCUACGUGUGUCCCAACUAUUCUACUUGUGUCCCAACUAUUCUACGUGUGUCCCAACUAUUCUACGUUUGUACCAACUAUUCUACGUGUGUCCCAACUAUUCUACGUGUGUCCCAACUAUUCUACGUGUGUCCUAACUAUUCUACAUGUUUCCCAACAAUUAUACGUGUGUCCCAACUAUUAUACGUGUGUCCCAACUAUUCUACAUGUGUCCCAACUAUUCUACAUGUGUCCCAACUAUUCUACAUGUGUCCCAAAUAUUCUACGUGUGUCCCAACUAUUCUACGUGUGUCCGAACAAUUCGGUUUCGGCCGAAAGAGAAAAGUUAACUUUCUUUUUUUUUUUGGUUUCGGCGGCUGAAAUUGACUUAGACUUUUGGCCAUCUGGCCGAAAGUGAUUGAGAUUUUCGGUCAUCAGCCAAAACUAAGCGAAAGCGAUAUUUAACAACAAAACUAGGCGAGAUUUAAGAAUAAACUAAACGAUCUUUAAAGAACAAAUUAAGUGAUCUUUAAGAACAAAUUAAGUGAUCUUUAAAAACAAAUAAAGCGAUCUUUAAGAAAAAAUUAAGCGAUCUUUGAGAACAAAUUAAACGAUAUUUAACAACAAACUAAGCAACAUUUAAGAAAAAACUAAACGAUCUUUAAAACAAACUAAGCGAUCUUUACUAAAAACGAAAUAAUCUUAAAGAAGAAACUAAGCGAUUUUUAAGAACAAACUAAAUGAUCUUUAAGAACGAAACAAAUGAUCUUUGAUAGUAAACUAAACGAUUUAUAAGAAUAAACUCAGCGAUCUUAAACAGAAAACUAAACGUUCUUUAGGAACAAACUGAAUGAUCUUUAAGAACAAACUAAGCGAUCUUUAUGAACAAACUAACCGAUCUUUAAGAACAAACUAAAUGAUCCUUAACAACAAGAUUUUAUAUUAGACGUUUAUUUAUUAAUAUUCACGAUUAUCUCAUUUUUUUAUUUAAAAAAUGUAAAUAUUUAUACUUUACCCCAUCAUUUUCGAUGUAUGCAGAAUGUAUACAGAACGAAUUUCAAAAUAUCUAAAUAUUUCAUUUUCGGUUUGCGGCUUCAGUUUUGGCCGAAAGUCAUUUUUAACUUUCAGCAUUUUUUUGGUUUCGGCCGAAAGUCAUUUUAAACUUCGGCUUCGGCCGAAAUCAGAAAAUCCAUUUCGCUCGGUCUCUAGUCCCAACUAUUCUAAAUGUGUCCCAACUAUUCUACAUGUGUCCCAACUAUUCUACAUGUGUCCCAACUAUUCUACGUGUGUCCCAACAAUUCUACGUGUGUCCCAACAAUUCUACGUGUGUCCCAACUAUUCUAAAUGUUUCCCAACUAUUCUAAAUGUGUCCCAACUAUUCUAAAUGUGUCCCAACUAUUCUACGUGUGUCCCAACAAUUCUACGUGUGUCCCAACUAUUCCACGUGUGUCCCAACUAUUCCACGUGUGUCCCAACUAUUCCACGUGUGUCCCAACUAUUCCACGUGUGUCCCAACUAUUCCACGUGUGUCCCAACUAUUCCACGUGUGUCCCAACUAUUCUACGUGUGUCCCAACUAUUCUACGUGUGUCCCAACAAUUCUACGUGUGUCCCAACAAUUCUACGUGUGUCCCAACUAUUCUACGUGUGUCCCAACUAUUCUACGUGUGUCCCAACUAUUCUACGUGUGUCCCAACUAUUCUACGUGUGUCCCAACUAUUCUACGUGUGUCCCAACUAUUCUACGUGUGUCCCAACUAUUCUACGUGUGUCCCAACUAUUCUAUGUGUGUCCCAACUAUUCUACGUGUGUCCCAACAAUUCUACGUGUGUCCCAACAAUUCUACGUGUGUCCCAACAAUUCUACGUGUGUCCGAACUAUUCUAUGUGUGUCCCAACAAUUCUACUUGUGUCCCAACUAUUCUACGUGUGUCCCAACUAUUCUACGUGUGUUCCAACUAUUCUACAUGUGUUCCAACUAUUCCAUGUGUGUCCCAACUAUUCUACGUGUGUCCCAACAAUUCUACGUGUGUCUCAACAAUUCUACUUGUGUCCCAACAAUUCUACGCGUGUCCCAACUAUUCUACGUGUGUCCCAACUAUUCCAUGUGUGUCCCAUUAAAUAUCACUUUAUAUAUUCAUUUAACAACUACUCUAUAUGUCCCAACUUACCAACCCCUAUAUGUCCCAACUAACAACCACUAUAUGUCCCAACUUACCAACCACUAUAUGUCCCAACUUACCAACCACUAUAUUAUGUCCCAACUUACCAACCACUCAUAUUUGUCCAACAUACCGGUACCAACAAUUCUAUAUGUCCAACUUCAAUAUUAUACUAUUAUUGCCAUACGAAGGUGUAAGGACCAGAGAACCAAAGGAUCCACGUCCAUGAAACCAGCAGGCCAAUGAAUGCAAUGGUGAAACACAACAGGAACUCUGGACUCUAAUGUACGGUGGUCUCAAUUAUUUCACGCGAGCAGAUAUUCUAUAAAGCACGAUAGGCAAAGGGUUUCAGAGUGGCAAGAUAACAUAAACAAGACAAACAGAGGUUUAUGAGUGUAACAAACACAUGAUUUUAAGUGUGUCACAAACACAGAUUUCAGUGUGUAACAAAUACAUUGACAUAACACAAAGACUUCAUUAUGUAACCCAGACAGAGACUUAGGUGAGUAAGAAAAUACAGAAACCUUGUGCAACGAAUUGACUAACAUGUCAUUAUCAAGAAAGAACCACUGAAUCCAAGUGAAGUGAAAUAAAGCAACAUACCUUAGAGUGCUUCCUGAUGUACACGAAGUUGGCUGGUUCCAGGCUACAAGGCAGGUCAAGUUGUUGAUUCCACUCAGGUAAGCAGGUAUAAUAUCUAUGUGGUGCCAGGUGAGUUUUCUUCCAUCCUGUGGUGCUGGGGGUGCUGCUGGCUGAUGGUAGUCCAUGACACCCACCACUACUGCAUAUGCCCGCGCGGCUGCCUUAAUUCGUUUCGCAAAGGCAAUAUUUUAAAAAAAAAAGAGAGAAACUUCCAAACCCCUGGCUUUCUCGUGACGAUCUGCAGUGUGACAAACGACGAUCAGGUAAGGAGCUAAGACCGUGACGUGGUGUGCUUCGACCACAUCGAAGCUGAUCUCUUUAAUAGUGCAUUGUUGGACGCCAUCCACAGGUCAAGCACACAGCACAUCAUAGCCCAGACCAUGGACGAGCCAAAAAAUAGAUUCUAUUUAAGAUAUUUACACAAUUUUUUUAACAACUGAAAACAACAAAAAAAACAAAACAAACGGCAACUUUGUAAUCCUGUGUGACUGAAUGUCGACUAUUGAAAGUAUAUUAGGUUGGGUGAUCUCGUCCUGGGCUCAUUGAAGUGGUGUAGACAUCAAACAAGGAUCCAAUACAACAUUUCACUGCCACAUUCGUUCUGCUCUCCAAAACAAAGUCCCGUCUCCUAGUUUUUAGUCCUUAGUCAACACAGGGAAAUCUGUGAGGCUAACCCACACCCAUCAGGGGAAACAUCCUGACGGAGCAUUCACUCGGCACCGACCACUCCGUGCACUGUAACGGACUCAGACGACUCAAAGUAUCCCAUGUGUCUCCACAAAAUAAAACAGAGGAGUACAAAUGUCGGGAUCAGAGAGAGAGGGUGAGGGGGAGGGGGGGGGGAGCCUUCGUUGAAAAGAGGGCGGUCUGCCACGAGACCCAGUAACCGACUUACGGUGGUGACCUCAUUUCGCUGUGAAGUGGGCUAGUGAUGAGGACACGGGGCGGGAAACUGGUGCAGGAGAGCUGAUCGAUUGACCUACUUACCGACUUCUGCUAGCAAAAUCACUUGUGUACCAAUACGAGGCUGGAUGCUACCGGACACGACCAAGUUCAUGGAAUAUGACAUGGCGUUAAUUUAAAUCGGAUGUUAAGUCAAAUGACAACCCAGUUGGGCUUCAAUCUAUUAUGAUCAAAACUUGGGACCAGAUGACAUUUGAACACAAUUCUAAAUGAAUGACAACUGAACUGAUUGUGUUUAGAAAAUAAUGUGCUAUUAUCUGUCUAUAAUUAUAAUAGUCUAUACUCAAAUAAAUCUUACACUUAUUUUUAUAUGAUGACAACAAGCCAUCGGCUUUCUGAAACUGACCGUCCUGAAUUUUAAACCAGUCGUCCUUCUAUUUAGACCAGCCGUCAUUACAUUUAAAUCAACCAGACGUCCUUGCAUUUCAACCAGCUGUUCUUACAUUUAAACCAACCACUCUUACAUUUAAACCGGUUGUCCUUACUUCCGCUCUUACAUUUAAACCAUCUGUCCUUACAUUUAAAUAAACCGCUCUUACAUUUAAACCAUCUGUCCUUACAUUUAAAUAAACCGCUCUUACAUUUAAACCAGCUUUCCUUGCAUUUAAACCAACCGUCAUUACAUUUAAACAUGCUGUCCUUACAUUUAAACCAGCUGUCCUUACAUUUAAUCCAACCGCCAUUCCCUUUAAACCAACCACCCCUACAUUUAAACCAGCCAUCCUUACAUUUAAACCCCUCUUCCUUACAUUUCAACCAGCUGUCCUUACAUUUCAACCAGCCAUCCUUAUAUUUAAAUAUUAAACCAACCGCUCUUACAUUUAAACCAGCUGUCCUUACAUUUAAAUCAACCGCCUUUACGUUUAAACCAGCUUUCCUUACAUUUAAACCAGCUUUCCUUACAUUUAAACCAGCUUUCCUUACAUUUAAACCAGCCACCCUUACAUUUAAAACAACCACCCUUAUGUUUAAACCAACAACCCUUACAAGUAAACCAACCUCCUUUACAUUUAAAGCAUCAACCAGCCGUCCUUACAUUUAAACCAGCUGUCCUUACAUUUAAACCAACCGACCGUACACUUAAACCAGCAGUCCUUACACUUAAACCAGCCGUCCUUACAUUUAAACCAGCUGUCCUUACAUUUAAACCAGCCGUCCUUACAUUUACAUCAACCUGUUGUCCUUACAUUUAAACCAGCCGUCCUUACAUAACAAACAAAUCUUUUUCCAGUGGCGUAGACACCAAAACAUCACGUAAUCCAUGUAGCGUAUCCACAAAACAAUUUCUUCCCUAUCUUUACACGUCUCAGAAAUACGUGUGCCCAUCUCUGGAUUCAAUCGGCCGACCAGUCAACUACAUCUCUGCACCAUUGCAUGCACCACAACAUACACCUCUUAUAAGUCUAUACGGCCUAUGACUAUGAUCAUAUAUGACAACUCCCCAUCCACACAUUCAGACUGUGCCACCACAUUACGCUCGUACCACCACAUUCUGACUGUACCCCUACCAACACAUUCGACUGCACCACCACAUUCAGACUGCAGCACCACCACCACAUUCAGACUGCAGCACCACCACCACACUGGGAGCGCCCAUUUGCCGGCUCGUGUACCAUGUACUUUAUGACCGAAUGCACAAAAAAGUAAAUGGCUGUGCAGAAUUGAUUUCUGUAACUGGGUUAAUGUGACCCACAUAUUUGUUCCUACAGUCGCCAGCAGUUUUACGCUCCGUCGGCUGAUCUCGCGUCUGUGUAGUGUGGCGACUACGAGAGUCAGUACAGUUAAAGUACUAUUUAUAGACCUUGUCUUAUUAUUUCCUAAUACCUACUCAUAAGAUAUAAACUCAUUCUAUAAUGGGAUGGCUGUUAGUUAUUGAGUCCCUUUGACUGUAGAUGCUGUAGGCCAGCGGUUAUCAACCUGGGGGUCGCACCACCCUUACACAGGGGUCGCCUAAGACCUUCGGAAAACACAUAUUUAUGAGGCAGCAACGGAAAAAAAAUGAUGACCGGGGGGGGGGUGUCACCAGAAAAUGAGGAACUGUAUUAAAGGGUCGCGACAUUAGGAAGGUUGAGAACCACUGCUUUAAGCUAUUUAAUUUAUGUGAAUCAGGAAAAUAAUGGUUGUAUAAAUGGAUGAUAACUUAGACUUAAACCUAAGCGUGGAUCAUUUAUAACUAUGGAUCAUUUAUAACUAUGGAUCAUUUAUAACUACUAAGACUAACCCGUGUUUAAACGUUUAAAACUAAGGCACCCAGAAUAUGAGAUAAAAUUGGUGGAAAAAAACACAAACAAAACUACAUUUAGCCUAAAUAAUAUAAAAUGUGGACAAGAAAAUCCAGCCAGCUUAUGAGCCGGGAGAGUCAGUUGACUUAUUAGGUGCCAGAGACAGAAGAUCAUUAUCUUCUCACCGCGAUUUGUUUGCUUGUGUAGUGAGUAUAACGAUAUUUACAUAUCCCAAUACUGCAUUUAACAGUUUUAGGUUUAAAAAAAAACAACAACAGUUCUUAUUGCAUUUCCUUAAAGUCUACACUAAAGAUUCCGAAAUAAUUUUGUAAGGGCCUUGCAUAUUUUUUUUUUUUUGGUCUCCUAAACAUUUUUCAUUAAAUUAUCAAUUUUUGUUUAAUAUAUAGUGAUUAGAGACCGACCGAAUUUCGGCUUCGGUUUCGGCCCCGAAAGUGGCCAUUUUAUCACUUUCGGCCAAGUUUCGGUUUCGGUCAAAACUGAAAAGUUACCUUUCGGCUUAAUUUCGGUUUCGGCAGAAAGAGACAAGUUAACUUUCGGUUUUUCUUCGGUUUCGGCCAAAAUUGACUUAGACUUUCUGCCAUCCGGCCGAAAGUGACUCAGGUUUUCGGUCAUUUUAAUACUCAAUGAAAGCGAUAUUUAACAAUAAACUAAGCCACAUUUAAGAACAAAUUAAGCGAUCUUUGAGAACAAACUAAACGAUAUUUAACAACAAACUAAGGGACAUUUAAGAACAAACUAAACGAUCUUUAAAACAAACUAAGCGAUCUUUAAGAACAAUCUAAGCGAUCUUUAAGAACAAACUAAAUGCUCAAAUAGAACAAACUAAACGAUUUUUAAGACCGCACUAAAUGAUCUUUAAGAACAAAACAAAUGAUCUUUAAUAGUAAACUAAAUGAUUUAUAAGAAUAAACUAAGCGAUCUUUAACAGAAACCUAAAUGUUCUUUAGGAACAAACUAAAAGAUCUUUAACAACAAACUAAUCUAUCUUAAUGGAACAAAAUUAAUUAUCUUUAAGAACAAACUAAGCGAUCUUUAACAACAAACUAAGCGAUCUUUUUGAAAAAGCUAAGCGAUCUUUACAACAAACUAAGCGAUCUUCAACAACAAACUAAGUGAUCUUUAAGAACUAACUAAGCGAUCUUUAUGAAAAAAACUAAGCGAUCUUUACAACAAACUAAGCGAUCUUUAAGAACAAACUAAACAAUCUUUAACAACAAACUAAACAAUCUUUAAGAACAAACUAAAUGAUCUUUAACAACAAACUAAACGAUCUUUAACAACAAACUAAUCGAUCAAUAACAACCAACUAAACGAUCUUUAAAAACAAAUUAAGCGAUCUUUUAGAACCACAUUUUUUAGAGACCCUGUUUAAAAAAAAAUAUAUUUUGCAUUAAUUCCCCCCCCCCCUAAUUUUCUCCUACCAUACUAAUUUUACAAAAAAACUGUAAAGCAAUUUAAAUUAAUUUUAUAUUAAAAUGUUAAAAUCCUAAGUAUUCUUAGAUCAAGGGUCUCAAACUCAAAUCAUAUGGGGGAAAAAGGGGGGGGGGGGCACAGGAGGUAGUAUCUGAAUGAGAGUGGGCCGCAUCAAGUAAUCCACAAAAAAGCGAUUACAACUGUUACAAUCUGCUCAACCUUUAUAAAUAACAAUAAAAUCUCUAAGGGUUCUGCAAGAAAUACUCACUGUUGCCAGAGACCUGGCAUACAAAAAUAUAUAGAAACAUUAAAAAUAAUAAUAUCAGAAUUAGACUAGUCGGUGAGAUUCGACUGAAACCGUCGCGGAGAGUCACGUUAUAGAUAUGAGAAUGGGGGGAAACGGGCCGGCGCAUUUACACUAAACUUUUCUGUCAUGUAGCAGGCCACAAAUAUCGUCUUGCGGGUCACAAAUAGCUCACGGGCCGCGACUUUGAGACCCUUAUAUUAGAUGUUUAUUUAUUAAUAUUCACGAUUAUCUCAUUUUUUAUAAAAAGAAUGUAAAUGUUUAUACUUUCCCACAUCAUUUUCGAUGUAUGCAGAAUGUAUACGGGAAUGAAUUUCAAAAUAUCUUAAUAUUUCAUUUUCGGCUUCGGCCAAAAUUCAUUUUUAACUUUCUGCCUUUUUUCGGUUUCGGCCGAAAGUAAUUUUUAAACUUUCUGCAUUUUUUCGGUUUCGGCCGAAAGUCAUUUUAAACUUUCGGCCUAUUUUCGGCUGAGGCCAAAAUCAGAAAAUCACUUUCGGUCGGUCUCUAAUAGUGAUCGUCCGAUCAUUCCAUAAGUUUGGAGUUUCACGUGACCAGUGAUUUAUGAUUUAAAAAAAAAAAAAUUAAAAAAUUAAAUAUAAGGGAUGUAACUGUGAAAAUAAAAUCUAUAUUGAUACUCCAGCAGGGUUGUUCAUAUUUGAUAACCAACAGUUCAAAAUACGUACACAUCUCAUUCUAAAAAAGAUUUGAAUUUCUUUCUAACCUGUUCAUCAAUAGCUGAAUAAAACUUAAAGGUGUAAGUUAUCAAAAGUUAGUUGUAUACUUCUUCUUAAAUGAUCCAAAUAAUUGUUUUUAGAUUUUAAAAAAUAAUUUCAAAACAACUCUUUAGGCAGAAGGAAAAAAAAAGAAGAAAAAUAGAGAAAAAAAAGAGGGGGGGGGGGGGGGGUUCAGAUGCGUACAUUGAAAAAAAAAAAUGAAAAGAAACUCCAAGGUUGGCUUUAAUUAGAAAUUAAUGUGAAUUUCUAACUCAAAGGAAAAUAUAUUUUCAAGGAAUAUCCAAGCUAACCAGACAUACAUCCUGAUUAAAUGUCAACCACUAAGAAUGCCUGUUUCAAGGCUUUUGUUUGGACAUUUUAGUGAGCUAUGCACAUGAAAAAUACGGAGGCUAAUCUUUUGAUCUAUACCAAAUGUUGUCAUUAUAUUAUAUAAGCAAAGGGUGCACAAGGGUCAAUUUUGCAUGAAUUUUUGCGCCCCGCACCCCCUCUAAUUUUUUCUUCUUCUUACAAUACUACGGUACUUUAAAAUACAUUUUUAACAACUUUAAAUUAGUUUUUACUUCAAAAGGUAAAAGUCAAAGUAUUCAUUAGAUGUUUAUAAAUAAAAUUCUUGAUAAUUACUUUUCCCCCAUCAUUUUUCAACAUAGGUAGAUUGUCUGCACAAACAAGUUUCCAAAUUUCUAAAUCUUUCAGUUUCGACCGAAAGUCAUUUUGAACUGUCACUUUUGUUUUGGUUUCUGCCGAAAUCAGAAAAUCAAAUUUGGUCGGUCUGUAGUGUAAAUCAACUGGCCACUCUUUACGGAACCCAAGGCCAUUUUAGCUCCAAGAUGUUGAUGAGUGACAAACAAAUCCCAUGUCAAUUGUUAUCAAAUGUUUUUAUUAAAAAGGACAAUAUUUUACAAAUCCAUCUUACAACUUUAUAAUUUCAUGUAAAAGUUGUCACAUGUACAAAUAACAAUAAUUUGGAUAACAAGAUAAAAGGGUGACUUUAAGAUAAGGGGUCUUCAUGUCAGUAAGUUUUUAAAAUCUAAACAAAAGGUUACCACCAAAAACUGUUUCACGUAGACUUUCAUUUAUUAAGGGAUAAAAAGCAUGUGGGAAGUAUGAGUUGACUUAAAAUUUAAAUUAAAAUAAUCUUUGUUCUAUCCAAGUAAUCCAACAUGAAAGCAUAUUAUUCUAAAAUGGCUUUUAGAUGUCAAUAAAUCUGAAGUAACUUUCAUAGUAACUACACAACCAAAUUUUCUGCUCUUAUUAAAAUUAAAGUAAAGUAAAUUAAAAUGUAGUGAAAAAAUAAUUAAUGGCAGGAUUCUUUUUUAAAAACUGCAAUGUGACUGUUACUUUUGUGACUUUCAAAUACUUAGCUCUAACUAUUUAAAUAUAAGACCACUAAUAAUAAUAAUAAUAAAUUAUAUUCCCAUGUUUUUAUAUUCAUAAUAUUAUAGUUUAGCAUGUCUUUCUUUCCUACAAUGUAAAUUAAAUUUCCAUAUUUUUAACAAUACAUUAUUUUUUUAUAAAAUGAAUGUAAAAAUUAAGCAGAGAUCAAGCAGAACCAAAGAAUCGGAAAGAUUGUAUUUUACACUGAAGUUAGUUGUGAUGCAUUGCUACUGCCUCUACACACCCAGAGAUGUAAACAUAGUAAACAUACUUACACGAUCACCUUUGAAUAUUUUCCAUUCUGACUCUGAAAUCGGCUCUAUCAGUUCAGUCAAUCGCUUGCCUGGUAAGUUGGCAUCCUUGGCUGCAUCUGUCCAAGGCCGGUUCUCAUCAUAAAUCCAAUUCCUUUUUCGUAAGUGCCUCCAGCCUUGUAAAGGUUUAUAUAUGGAAACUCCUGAAGCUUGAGCAAUUUCACGCUGGACGUACUUUUUGAAAUAGCUGAGCGCAACUAUUGUGAGCUUCAUGACUUCUUUUUAUCUGAAACAUUUAUUAUAUGUUUGAAUAAUGUGAUGAAACGUUCCCAAAUUACUCCUCCUCAAUCAAAUGAGACUUAAAUAAAAACAUGGAAAGCUUUAAAAACAGAUGUCAGACCGUCAUGAAAACCUACACUUAUGUAAAAAGUGAAAUAAAGUAAUAUUUAAAUGAAAAAGAUCCUACAAUAUUAUUUCUAUAAAUUUUUUCAAAGUGAAGGUAACUAAUAACUUGCCAUUUUUUCCCCAAGUAUUAGCCUUUUUUUUUUAUACCCAUUUAAUAGUCUGUUCUGCUUUUGGUUAACAGAAAAUGCUACCCAGUUGUUGGCUGUAAAUCUCUAUGACAUGGUUUUAAUAGAAUAUUGGUUGUUUAUAAAUGGCUUUAUAUAAUUUGUAUCUCCACAGAUACAUGUAGGUUUCUAGGUGUGCUCUUGUGACAUUCAUCUUGUGUCGCUACUCCAUCCGUCCCAAGAGGGUUAAUAUAAUAUAUUAAUAUAUGGCUUUUCUGUUAAUCAAGUCUACGGUGUCCAAUAUAUUGGUAUAUACUACAUAGUCUAUAUAAGGCAAUGCAUCUCCUUAUCCCUAAAAUACUGUUAAGGGACUACUUAUUUUGAACUUUCAACUUCGGCACAUGACUAAUUAAUUAAAUCUUUCCCUUUCAAUAGUUUUAGCACACGGCAAAGUCUUAUGAAUGAAACUCUGAGAUAGUACUACGGUAUAGCCAUUAUGCAAGUGACUGUGAAUGGCUGCCCAUGACGAUGUUUUGCACAGAGCAAAUUAUGAUUAUUUGGUAAAUGUGAAGAGAUAGCACCGCGUUUUUUUUAACAUGGCCGCCAUCUUGGUUGCCGUGACCCGUGAACUUGUGUCCUAAAUUUAUCUCUAAGCCUAACCUGAACCCUAAAUCUAUCCCUAGCCUAAACAUAACCUGAACCCUAAACUUACCCUAACCUGGCUUUUGACCCUAUCAGAACCAGGGACAAAACACGCAAAUGACGUCAGGAUGCAAUCUCUUCACAUUAGCCGAUCAUUUAGUUUAUGGACUCUACUGGGUUUUUAAACCUCAAAUUAAAAUAUUCUUGUUUAAUUACUUCUAAGUUCAUUAUAAAACAAAAUGUAUGAAAUAUUUUGAUGUAAAUAGUGGUCAUAAUUGAAUAUUUCCAUUAAAAAGGGGCAUGGCAUGGUCCAAAUUAGGCUGAACGAACUCAUGGUAAUGCAGGUUACUGGGACAAGCAUAACAAACAUCAGACACGGCCUACAUUCCCACAUCAAGGAGAAUUGGCAUACACAUACAUUAAUAUAUAGGCCUAAUGCCAUCAGAAUUUAAUACUUCAAAAUAUUUUGAGGGAAAGAUGCCUAAAACUAAUGUCGAUCAAAAAAGACAAACAAAAAAAGUAUGUGGUAAUGUUAACGUUGGUCAAGAUGUCGACUAUUUGUGAACAUGUGGAAAGAUACCACAAUUUUAUGACAAAUUAAUCAUUAAUCCUUUUACUAAUAGAGUUGCACCAAAGUCCAAAAAUUAAGAACUUGAAUUUUUCUGCGCUGACACCCAUUUCCCAUACAAAUGACGUCAACAAUAUUGAAUAGCCGAAAAUUCAUAGUUAUCAUAGCUCAGAAACUAUUAAAUAUAGAAAGUUGAUUUUUUUUAAUUUAAAGUUUUCUCUAUUAUACUAUCGAAGUGGAUGCGUACACCGCGGCGGUGUACCUAGCGAAACCAUCGGCUUUGGCCUGCGUAAACCGCGGCGGUGUACCUAGUGAAAUCGUGGGCUUUGGCCUGGGUACACCGCGGCAAAAUUUUACCAUUGGCCUGGUUUUAAGAUAUUCUGGUUAGAGAAGAUCUUGUGUGGUCAAGUGGUAGAGUGGACGCUUGGCGAUAAUAUAGUUUGAGAUCAAUUCUCAGUAGGGGAUCGAGUUUUUUUCCUCCCAUUAAAAUGUUUUGUAGCAAUUUAAACAAUUUAAUUAUAUGUUUAAAUAUUAUAUUAGAAACACUUUAUAUAUUUAUUUAUAUAUAUAAGUGUUUCAACAAGUUGUACCGGCCUUUGACUUUGAAAAUACCGGUAACUUUAGUAAUAAGACUUUAGACAUUUGAAAACAAACUUAAAGUUUCUGAAAGCGCAUGUAAUUCAUGAUGAACAUGUAUAACAGAAAUAUUAUGAAUACUAAGUGACUGAUAUUCUAUUGUAUUUCAACAUUCUUCGUGUAGUUGAAUAUUUACAUUUUACUUUUACGAACACCCAAAGAAAAUACCAGUAUGAAUAAUAUUCAUGCAUAUGAAUAUUAAUGUGCAUGGUCGUAUUUCAACCUUGAACCAUCUUGCUUUCACUAUGCCUUAUGCAUUGGCAAAAUGUACAUACGAUAUCAAAGGUUCAUUCACAACACUCAGUCUCACAGCAAAUCUUUUGAAAACACCUCGAUUUUAGAAACUUGCGGAGCGGUAGCAAACUGUAUAGCAAAGCCAUAGGUCUGCGUUUACCCUUUUCAUGACGUAAUUUGUUUCCAGAAUGGCAUGGCAUGUGCUAUUCUCAGGGUAAAACGCGACGUUUUCUCAUAGAAACCAUUGCACAAUGGCCGGCUUGGGACAGGAUUUGCGCUAUGUCAAAGUUUUUGUAUUUGUUGUUGUUGUUUUUUUUAAAGAAAUCGAUCCUUGCCGGGGAGUGGGGGAUGGUGGUGAGUUAUGGGCAGAGGCUUAACCAAAAAGGGGGCGUUCACAAAUCACGGCUCAGGAUAGGGGUUGUCCACAAAGGAUGUCCUCACAACAAACUUACCUUUUGCAUCCCCUCUCCCUCUGCCAGCAUUUUUUUUACUAAUGUGUAAUGCCAAUGUAAAACUAAAUCAAUGAUAUUUAAUUAUUGUUAAAAGACUUUCAAAUAACUGCAGUGUUUCGUAUUUAUCAUCUUACUGCUGUUUUGUGUUGACACGCGCUUGGUAUCACAAUGACAAUGCCUCGGACAACUUUAACUUCACGACUUCAUGAUCAAUGUAUGAGUAUGUGAUUCUCUUCCCGUAGUUUAUUUGUGGCGUAAUUAUAUCUUAGUGCUAACAAAAUAGAUUCACUGUCUUCCCAUUUGUUUUUACACCAUGCCCGAGGAAUCACAUACAAUGUUAUAUUUAUAAUGCCCCCCCCCCCCAAAAAAAAACAACAAAAAACAAACAAACAAACAAACAAACAAACAACUGGGUGGGGGUGGGCAUGAGAGAAUAAUUUUAAAUUAAGAUUCACAAUCAUAUGAUAAAACUUACAAUUAAUAAAUAUAUUUGUAUUUCAAUAUAUUGGGGGAGGGGGAAUAAAGUGGUUAACUUUAAAAAUAAAUCAUGGUUUAACAUUACACCCCCAGCCCCCUCCCUUCCAAAAAUAAGAAGAAAUGCUUUACAUGCACUUUGCCACAUAAGCGUGGAACUUACUCAAUAUCUUCCCAAGGUAAUAAACGAAUUUUAAAUAAAUAGUUUUCAGUUUUAACACUAGUAUAACAUUAAAUCUACAAGUACUGGUUAGGCCAAAAAAGUUAAAGACUCGCAAAGACCAUAGUUUUGCUACUUUAAAUCGCUGCGGUGUAAGCAGGCCACAGACCAUGAUUUAGCUAGGUACACCCCGCGGUGUACGCAGGCCAAAGUCAAUAGUUUCGCUAGGUACACCGCCGCGGUGUACGUAGUGCCGGCCUUAUACUAUACUACUAAUACUUUUUUGAAUAAUUCAAUUUUUUUUUACCUAAGUUUUUAAUUUUGUCCCAAAGUCCCUUGGCCGAGACUAAACUAGACUAAACUAAGACUAGGUGUGUCAAAUGUCAAAAGUCAAAGUAACUUAAAAAUAAAUAAAAGUACGCUCUGGUAGUUCUCAAAGUCAAAGUUUCGGCCCUAAGUCUAAGUUAGCUGAAUUUCUUUCAAUAAAAAAUUAGCAGCUCUAAACUAUGACUAUGGAAGUUCAGUUAUUAUUUAUUUUCAAUAAAGGCGACAAAGCAGAGGUUAUUUACCGUCUAUCUUAGGUGCUUUUUACUUGUCAUACAUUCUCAUACAUACAUGUUGAAGUUCAUUUAGUUAAAGUUAUCUUUACAUCUUUUAUGAAGUUUAUACAAAUUUAGGAUUAAAUUUUGUAAAAAAAAUAUAUUUAUGAGUUAUGAUAAUGUUAAAAUAUAUAAAUGUAAAUAAAUAUAGUAUUAGCAAAAAUAGUUUUGAAGUAGCUUUUGUAUAAUUAAAAUAAUUAGAAUAUUUGUAAAUUUAUUACUUCUGUGUGAUAUAUUUCGGUAAGGUUUUAAACUAAGAGGCAAAAAUAUCGAUAUUUUAAACCGAAAGAAGAAUUAGAAUGCGUUUUUUUAGUGCCAAAUGGCACUGUUGGUAAAUUUACAAAAUAAUUUUAAUUUUUACUAUAUAUUUCUGUUUAUUAAAAUUGUUAUAGUAUUAACAAAUUAUAUAUUCGAAGGAUUUUUAAAAAUUUAGUUCUUCGUUAAUCUAAGACAUCUCAUGUUGAAAUAACGUUUUUAAAAUGUAGGCUACAUACAAUUAUACUGACAAUUAUUACAAUCAUCAUAAUACAGGAGUAAUCAUGAUCAUGUCAAUGCAAAAUUGAAUUUUACCUGGCAUAGAUCUAUUUGGUGUGUUAUGUUUAGUGUUGGUAAAAACUCCUUUUUUUCAUAGUAUAGCCCUAUUAUUAAUACGAUACUUACAACUAUAGGCUACACAACACUGGCUGUGCAUCUUCUUUUUUUUUUUUAUUGUUCAUUUUUUACAUUUAAUUUAGAUUUAAAUUAGGCUUAUUAGUAUCCCCGAUUCUGAUUCAAUUUUAGCCCCUAAUUAUUUACAAUUACAUACCUUCGCCUUCAUAUUAGCUGCUAUUUGGCAACAAUUAAUGGCAAUGCUGGCAAUAUGGGCUACUGCUGUCGUGUAGUUGUAGUAAACUCAUGAACUUGUAAUGUAGUUGUACUGGUUAGGGAAAAAAUGCUUGAAAAUGAUCCAUAAUCUCUUAUAUUUGCGUCUGGUUCUUCCUGCUUCUUUUGCACAACCGCCCCCCCCCCCACACCUUUUUGUCUUCUUCACUUCACAUGUUUUAUAUUAAUAGUACUGAGGGCUGAGUGAAAAAAAAGACCAUCAAGAUCAACAAGCUUUCAUACCUGAACAUCUGUAAAAAGGUUGCAUUUUUUUCUUUGGGGGAGGCGACUAUUAUUACUAUUAACUAUUAUAUUAAUAAUCAAUAAAGAGCCACGACAUGUAUGGUGUAGGCAGGACUAUUGUUUAAUGGUCAGCAGGUAGGGUGUAUGACUAUGACUGUCUGUAGGCAGGCAGGUUUAGGGUUUAGGACUGAUUAAAGGCCAGCGGCAUAUGGCAUAUGUUAGUAAUUAGUCUAUGAAGAAAAUGAGAAGUGUAACAGAAAAAAAACUGCACCUGGUUAAGCCUUAGUAUAAUUAUACUAGUUUAUUACUAUGUUAGCCUAAAUUCAGUAAUUUAAUUUUUAAAAUACAGUAUAGGGCAUUGGCCCAGUUGUUCUUCAUAUAGUAUGAUAUAGGCAUAGCCAUGCCAUAUAUUAAAAAUUAUUUAUAGAUAAUGGGCAUAUUGUUAUUGCCAUGGCCAUAUAAUAGAUAUUAGUAAUUUAUUAGGUUAUGCCUAAAGAAAGGCUAUAGACCUGGGAUCUGACCCACUAAGGGUCCUUAAUAUUAGCUCAUCCCACCUGGACACCGCACAGGUACCCACGUAGCAGUGACUAAUUAAAUACAAAGUCAGACAUUGAGUCAGUCCUCCCCAUAUUACUAUUACACCUAUUUAACCAAAAGCAGGCCAAUACUUCCCAUUGAAAUUCUUACAUGUUUAUGAAUUAUUCUUCAUUUAAAAUGGGGGUGGUCACAAUUUUGUAGCUGCGAGCCAGAUUCAAGAGGUAACAGAGGCAUAGGAGCCAUAUAUAGUGGGGGGGGGGGUUUGCACAUUUCACCCAAACCAUGUCUAUCCAUAGAAAUUUGGGAUUUACCCGGAAAGGCGAAACAACCCCAUAUAGUAGUCAAGAGGUAACAGAGGCAUAGGAGCCAUAUAUAGUGGGGGGGGGGGGGUUUGCACAUUUCACCCAAAUCAUGUCUAUCCAUAGAAAAUUGGGAUUUCACCAGAAAAGCAAAACAACCCCAUAUAGUAGUGACACCUGCAAUUGAAAAUUUAAAUCACACGUUUUUUUUUUCUUCUUCAUUUUGUAAUUGUAACUGACUUAAGAUGAAAAGGACAUAAUAUUUGAGUUAGCAUCUUUUUGUUGAUUUCCUCUUAAAUCUGCUUUAAUUGAAAUAUAAUUUUUCAAACAAAUUAAUUAAACCAUUUACUUUUCAGAGGAAAACCUUUAAAAAAUACUUAAAAACAUAUUUUUUUUUAAAAUACGGACAAAUAAUGUAACUUACAUAACGUGACUUUGUAGCUGACAUUAACAUGUCGUGUGAAUGCAGACAAUAAAAAAUAGAACAAAGUCAAUUCUUUUACAGAUCUACAAAUACUUCACUGGAGCAGUUAAAUAAACUUCCAUAAACAUAAGUAACUGUUUUUAAUGCUUUUCCAUAAAGUGACAUUGACCAUAACAAUGAAAAUGGUCUGUCUGUAUUUAUUAGAUGUAAGCACAAUAAAAUUUAACAAAAUUUCCAUAAAACAAGUAUUUAAAAAGUCAUGUUAAUUUUUUUGUGCUCAACACGAAUAGGACAUCCAGAUUGCAAAUUGGCUCUAGUGUUUUUGUAAUUUGUACUAAAUUAAUGUUUACACCAUGAAAUGCAUGCUAUUAAUACCUGUAAAAAAUUAAGUCAUAGACUACUUCUUAUAUUUCUUUGCCUAUCUCUUGUAGAGCUGUUCGGUACCACCUCUUGGGAGUGUCCAGUAGUAGUCAGCCAGCAUUGUAGUGGACCAUCUUCCCUGGUAUCUUUGCUCCCAUGUUGUGACAUCUUGACAGUUGCCAGGGAAGAAAUCCAGAUGGGAAUCAAGGAAGUGGACCUUUAGAAAUAUAUUGCUGCCAAGUUUCUGAUACUGCAUCAGCAUGUCCUCAACUAGCUCCUAACAUUGCAGAGAAGUCUGUAAACACUAGGCCAGAAGCUGGCGAAGCCUGGUCUAUGGGUUUCAUGAAGUUCUUCAUCCAACAUAGUGUGAUGUGAAGGGGUUGUAGCAGAAUUUUGUGAGCCAUGAACAGAGCUGGGUGCUGGCUAUUCUUCUCUCCAAUUGUUACAUUUUGUCUGCGAGUCUAUGCCUUCCAUAAGUAAUGCAAUUUCCUUGCAUAGCCAUCCCACUCACUUAAGAAACACAUUAUGUAUUUAGUAUAUCCCUGCUGCAGUCCCAUUAAAAAGGCAACUACCUUCAAAUGACCACAUAGGUUCCAGCCGUACUUGUUAUAGUUAUACUCAACAGAAUUCAGUUGCUUCUUUAAGCUACAGUAUGUCUUUUUCAUGCGGACUGCAUGCCCUACUGGAAUAGAAGGAGUACAGUUUCCAUUGUGCAAACGCACAGCCUUAAGACUCCGUUUUGAAGAGUCUACAUUUAGGCUCUAUUCCUUUGGGUCAUGAUUGAUUUUAAAGCCUUCAUUAGGCCGUCAAUAUCUGAACAUAAUACCAGAAUACAUUCCUUUCUGAAGGAAGGCUCCCACUGAUGGUGGUGCUUUCGAUGCAAUGUAAUUGUGACAUCUUUUUCUAGAAGAUUCCCUUGUUGGAGUCCUGAUCCUCACAAUUCUGCUUUUUUCUUGGAUAAGUCAAAAUUACAAACCAGGUCAUUUACUUCUUCCUGUGUUAGUCUGUGUGGUGAUGCACCACAGUGUUAGUCUGUGUGGUGAUGUACCACAGAGUUAGUCUGUGUGGUGAUGUACCACAGUUAGUCUGUGUGGUGAUGUACCACAGUUAGUCUGUGUGGUGAUGUACCACAGUUAGUCUGUGUGGUGAUGUACCACAGUGUUAGUCUGUGUGGUGAUGUACCACAGUUAGUCUGUGUGGUGAUGUACCACAGUGUUAGUCUGUGUGGUGAUGUACCACAGUUAGUCUGUGUGGUGAUGUACCACAGUGUUAGUCUGUGUGGUGAUGUACCACAGUUAGUCUGUGUGGUGAUGUACCACAGUGUUAGUCUGUGUGGUGAUGUACCACAGUUAGUCUGUGUGAUGAUGUACCACAGUGUUAGUCUGUGUGGUGAUGUACCACAGUUAGUCUGUGUGGUGAUGUACCACAGUUAGUCUGUGUGAUGAUGUACCACAGUGUUAGUCUGUGUGGUGAUGUACCACAGUUAGUCUGUGUGGUGAUGUACCACAGUUAGUCUGUGUGGUGAUGUACCACAGUGUUAGUCUGUGUGAUGAUGUACCACAGUGUUAGUCUGUGUGAUGAUGUACCACAGUGUUAGUCUGUGUGAUGAUGUACCACAGUGUUAGUCUGUGUGAUGAUGUACCACAGUGUUAGUCUGUGUGAUGAUGUACCACAGUUAGUCUGUGUGGUGAUGUACCACAGUUAGUCUGUGUGGUGAUGUACCACAGUUAGUCUGUGUGGUGAUGUACCACAGUGUUAGUCUGUGUGAUGAUGUACCACAGUGUUAGUCUGUGUGGUGAUGUACCACAGUUAGUCUGUGUGGUGAUGUACCACAGUGUUAGUCUGUGUGAUGAUGUACCACAGAGUUAGUCUGUGUGGUGAUGUACCACAGUUAGUCUGUGUGGUGAUGUACCACAGUGUUAGUCUGUGUGGUGAUGUACCACAGUGUUAGUCUGUGUGAUGAUGUACCACAGUGUUAGUCUGUGUGGUGAUGCACCACAGUGUUAGUCUGUGUGGUGAUGUACCACAGUGUUAGUCUGUGUGGUGAUGCACCACAGUGUUAGUCUGUGUGGUGAUGUACCACAGUGUUAGUCUGUGUGGUGAUGUACCACAGUGUUAGUCUGUGUGGUGAUGUACCACAGUGUUAGUCUGUGUGGUGAUGCACCACAGUGUUAGUCUGUGUGGUGAUGUACCACAGUGUUAGUCUGUGUGGUGAUGGACAACAGUGUUAGUCUGUGUGGUGAUGCACCACAGUGUUAGUCUGUGUGGUGAUGCACCACAGUGUUAGUCUGUGUUGUGAUGUACCACAGUGUUAGUCUGUGUGGUGAUGCACCACAGUGAAAAUCUGGAUCACUGCAUGCUGAUGGAACAGGAGAAGAACAGACUGGCUCACCCUUGUACCCAUCAGAUGAAUCAAGAGAAUAUUCUGCUGGAGGUUCUGGAAUAGGCAGGCCCUCACCAUGUGGAAGUGGUCUAAUCCAUCUCUGAGGCUUUACAGCCCAUGUAGGGCUUUGGCCUGCCUCACCACUUACUUCCACUCAGACCUAACUAAUGCCUUUCUUUUCCAUGCUUGGACUUUCAGCUGCUGUAGAUCUUUUUCUACAUCAUCUAUCCACCUAAGCCUAGGUCUGCCUUUGAGCCUUUUUCCUCUGGGGUAUCAGUGAUGUACCCUCUUUGUUCCUCUGUCAUUUGGCAUUCUCUCUAGGUGUCCUGCCCAGCGUAGCCUGCCUCUUUUUAUUUCUGCCACUAGUGGUCUAAAUGCAGACAAAAUGGGCUUUAUAAAGUAGACUGCUGACAUCAGCUUACUUCAGCAGCCCAUUGGUAAUACUGCUGCAUUACAUCAUAAAAUAAUACAAUCAACUCUGGAUGACGUGUGCUUGAUGGUAUUAUGCAAUGCGAUGUAAUAUUACAUCAUUGUAGGCUUAUUUAGGAAAUUGUUGCAGUCCUACUGGAUACAUUUAUACAGUCAAACAGAAAAUGAACGCUAUGAAAUAUCUUCAAAAGGAAUGUUAAUUUAAAAAUUUCUUUGUUAUAUUCGUGCUUAGCACUACGAGAUUAUACAGACUAGGGCCUUUUUAAGUCAAUGUUGACCAUUGCCAUCAUAUAAGCAUAGCCUUGGCCUAAUUAAUAUAUAUUAAUAUAGAUAUAACAGUAAUAGGCAUCGUCUUCAGUGGGCUGUAGGUCCCCGACCUACUCCACCACAUUCCAUUGGGAUCAAUCCAUGGCUUUUCACCUCCAUGCACUGGCCCCCAGGUGGUGUAAGUCCUUCUGUACAUCCUCAGUCCCACUCAGUCCUGAUCGACUAGUGAGCCGUAGAUCUCUUUUGCUGCUCUACAAUCUGUCAUCCUCUCAAGGUGUCCUUUCCAGCGCAGUCAGUCUUUUUUAAUUGUCGCAACUAUGGGUGGGUCUUUGUACAAUGCCCAGGGAAAAACACAUUUGGCCCACAGAAACCUUUGCACCCUCUGAGACACGAUUUUUGGUAUUUCAAAGGGUUUUUCUUAAGAAAUGGAUAUGUGCCGGUGGGCUGUGGUGAGUUAGGACAUUAACUAGUGAUAGCAAUAUUACAAGGUUCGCUAUUCACAGGUUUCACUCUAUAUACAUAGACACAAGAACUAUGAGUUGUGCACCAAGCCUAAAGAAAUUAUGCCUAAACCUGACCUCAAAAAAAGCUUUAAGGUCCACUGCUAGCACCAUUUCACAAGUCACUAACAUUUUAUUUUUAGCACAAUAUAUUUUUGCCUUAGAAUUUUUACUUUUAUGUGAGAAACCAUUGUGAUUUAUUUUUUACUUUCUCUUUUAAGGUCACCAAUAAUUCAUCAGUUUCAAUUUCACAAAUAGGUAAAGUAUAUUUAAAUAUUCCAUACAAUUGUAUAAGAAUUAAUGCAGUCAAUAAUGUUUAACAUAUUUAAGCCAAAUAAUGUAUCAGAUUUUUUAACCCCAGCUAUAGCAGCUUUGUGAAGAUUCAGAAUUUUACCAAUUAAAUCUGGGAUGUCAAAUUUUGGACCAGUGGAAUCAAAUCUUUACAAUUUAUUGGCCUGUUUGAUAGCCCAUUCAGACCAGUGGAAUCAAAUGUGUACAAUUUAUUGGCCUGUUUGAUAGCCCAUUUGGACCAGUGGAAUCAAUGUGUACAAUUUAUUUGCCUGUUUGAUAGCCCAUUUGGACCGAUGAAAUCAAUUGUGUACAAUUUAUUGGCCUGUUUGGUAGCCCAUUUGGACCAGAGGAAUCAAAUGUGUACAAUUUAUUGGCCUGUUUGAUAGCCCAUUUGGACCAGUGAAAUCAAUUGUGUACAAUUUAUUGGCCUGUUUGAUAGACCAUUCAGACCAGUGGAAUCAAAUGUGUACAAUUUAUUGGCCUGUUUGAUAGCCCUUUUGGACCAGUGGAAUCUAAUGUGUACAAUUUAUUGGCUGUUUGAUAGCCCUUUCAGACCAGUGGAAUCAAAUGUGUACAAUUUAUUGACCUGUUUCAUAGCCCAUUUGGACCAGUGGAAUCAUAUGUGUACAAUUUAUUGGCCUGUUUGAUAGCCCAUUUGGACCAGUGGAAUCAAAUGUGUACAAUUUAUUGGCCUGUUUGAUAGCCCAUUUGGACCAGUGGAAUCAAAUGUGUACAAUUUAUUGGCUGUUUGAUAGCCCAUUCAGACCAGUGGAAUCAAAAGUGUGCAAUAAUUGUCCUGUUUGAUAGCCCAUUUGGACCAGUGGAAUCAAAUGUGUACAAUUUAUUGGCCUGUUUGUUGAUGGCCCAUGUGUAAUAUAAAUAGAACUUGAUGGCAACCCAUGACAUUAUUAUUGCCCCAUUCGAUUCUGUCACCAAAGUUAUGUGGGAGUCUUCAUUCAUUUUUAUCUUGUAUAAAUGUAAACUACUCCCUCCAUUAAAAUGUACGCGAAAAAGAAUUACCCAUUUCAUGGUAACCAGGUGUAGGAAUGAGAAAUGAACUGGUCUAGGGUCUAUGGGUAGGGAUGAGAACUAUAUUGUCUAUGGGAAAAAAUAAGAUCUCAAUUUCUCAAGAACUACUAAGCCAUCCCCAACCCAAUAGUUUUUGGAGGAAGUCCCGGUCCUUACCCCUCGACACAUGCGCCUAAUGAGCCAGGUAUGAUGAUUAAUAUGUUAAUUUCAGAUUGCUUUUAUUUAUUUAAAUGAUUUUCUCAUUUAUUUUAGUAAAAUGAGUGGAGGAAAGGUGGACAUUAAGGUAGUCCUCUUGGGGAAAGCUUAUGCUGGAAAAACUAGCUUGGUUGAGCGAUACAUUCACAACAGAUUUCUUGGUGAAACAGUCCCGUAUCAAAAUGUAAAUAUACUUUUUUCGUUACUUCAAUGAUAGUGAAAAUUUCAAUUUAUUAAAAAUAUUUUAACUUGAGAGUAUUAAUUAAAAUUUAAAAUGUUAAUGGAUAAAACUAUAGGGUUUUAAAAUACUUGUAUUAGAUAUGUAAAUAAAAAUUAAUUAAAGAUGCUAAAUUUAGGAUUGUUUACCUGUAUCUGGUACCGUUAAAAUCAAGGAAAAUGAGUCAAUAUUAAAUCUCUGAUUUAUUCAUGCAGACAAUUGGUGCAGCCUUUGGAGCCAAGACAGUCACAGUGAACAAUAAAAAUGUUAUUAUAGGAAUUUGGGUAAGUAUAUUUUGGAAGGGUCAUGUGUUGUUUAAUUUUGUUAACACAAAUACACCCCCCCCCCCAUCCAAUACUUUCUCUUACACUACAUUAACCUUUUCCCUAAAAAAUUUCAAUUUUCAUUGUAGGAAAGUCCUUAAGUUUUGAAGCAUUGUUCUAAAAUAAAUCCAAGACAGUCACAGUGAACAAUAAAAAUGUUAUUAUAGGAAUUUGGGUAAGUAUAUUUUGGAAGGGUCAUGUGUUGUUUAAUUUUGUUAACACAAAUACACCCCCCCCCCCCAUACAAUACUUUCUCUUACACUACAUUUACCUUUUCCCUAAAAAAUUUCAAUUUUCAUUGUAGGAAAGUCCUUAAGUUUUGAAGCAUUGUUCUAAAAUAAACUGUUAGACGGAUGAAUUUUUAUGUGUAAAAGUGCUUUGUGAUUUUUAAGAUAUAACAUACUAAUGUCCAAAUGGGAGAAGUUUGAAUAGGUGUUGUCUGUGGAAUGAGGGUGAGGGGGGGGGGGGAGGAGACGACUAACAUAUUUAAACUUGAACAAUUAUUCUUUUAGAUUAAAUGAAGGAGAAAGAGAAAUAUUAUCUACAAUUGUGUGUUUUGACAUAUUGAUGUGGUGCUUUUAAUACUGAACUUAUAUAAUAUUAUAUUUUAAGACAGCUAAACAAUUUAUUAUGGAAUAAACUCCUGAUUUCUUCUUUAAAAACAUCUUUUAAAUAUAUUUUUUCGGUAUUCCCAUUUCAAUUUUUCAAUAAUUGAAAAUGUGUUCCAUCAUUAAUUGUUAUAUUUCAAAUUAAUUCACGUGGGAACAGUUUGCAAAGGCUCCCUGCAGCAUGAGGCCAAACAAAGAGGUUGCUGCAGAGCACAAAGGACAAUCUAGAAAAGCCUGAGUUAACUCUGAAUAAUCCAUCCCUUGCACCUGCAGAUGUCCCAUCCAUCCAUCCCUUGCACCUGCUGCACAGUAAAUGAAUAGUGGAACAAGAUAUGUGUAGGCUUGAAAAAAAAAAGGACAUGUCAAUUAAAAGGACAUCUUGGCUAAAUUCUUCUUCAGGAGGCAAGACAAAACAAGAAACAACAAAUAAUUAGAAAUAAAAAAUGUACUUGCCAAAAUUGGCCUGAUCAGCUAUCUGCACACCUACAGACAGAUUCAGCCCCUGACCAAUCAGAUGAUGGAAAUGAUCAUGAUCCCUUUCAAUGGAUGAACAAACAUAUUUCAAAUUUCCUUAUUGGGAUAAAACUUCCAAGAACUUUCUGACAUAUUCAUAGUUCAAAGACAUAAUUUUUUUGUUAUUUUCACGUAAUCUGAAAAGCUGACUGUGUUAUAAGAAAUAUUCAUAGUUCAAAGACAUAAUUUUUUUGUUAUUUUCACGUAAUCUGAAAAGCUGACUGUGUUAUAAGAAAUAUUCAUAGUUCAGAGACAUAAUUUUUUUGUUAUUUUCACGUAAUCUGAAAAGCUGACUGUGUUAUAAGAAAUAUUCAUAGUUCAAAGAUGUAUUAUUGAUUUAUUUUCACAUAUUUAAGUGUGAUGCAUGUGUAUAUUUUUGUUCUAGGACACAGCGGGCAGUGAAAGGUAUGAAGCAAUGAGCAAAAUCUACUACCGCGGGGCCAAGGCUGCUGUGGUCUGUUAUGAUCUCACAGAGAAGGCAAGCUUUGACAGGGCCAGGUUUUGGAUUGGUGAACUACAAAAACAUGAAGAAGUUUGUCUUACUAUGAUCAAAUAGUUCAAUGGCUUAAUUAGCGAAAGAAUGAAAUUGUUAAAUAGAAAACAGUUGACAUAUUGUGUUUCAAUUGUUAACUUGUAUAUGGGUUUUGAAGAAAAAUGAUGGUAGUAAAACUGAAAGAUUUCACUGUUCAUUUAAAAUUUAGGAAAAUGGGGAAAUAUUUUUUAAAUUUUGUACAGUUCAUGGCUAAAUUUAAUGAGAAAUCUAAUGACUAUGUUAAAAUACAGAAAUACAUUAAAAACAAUAUGAAUUAAGUGGUUCUAGAUCUUGCUAAUCUGACAUACAGUUCAUACAACUCAAAAACUGUCCAAAAUAUUAUCUAAAAAUCUUGAAAUAAUACAAUCAUGAAAUGUAUCUUUCUUUUUUAUGUCCCCUGGACACUUGGCACCCACUGGGACACGUUUUCAGGAUUUCUAUAAAUAUAAGAAAUGCUAUAAUAUGUUUUUAGCUUUUGUUUACUUUGUAACCUAUUUAAAACAUUUUAAUUUAUUGAAAAUAAAUUUAUUGUUGGUAUUAAUUUUUAGGGCUGUAGAAUUUACUUGUGUGGAACUAAGUAUGAUAUUGUAGAAGAAAAUCCUGCACUUCGUUCUGUUGAUGAGAAAGAGGCAAAAGCUCUUGCAUUAGGUGAGUAAUACUAUAUACAUAUAUGCAUGCAAAAGGGUAUGGUGUAGGAAAGUUCUUAUCAUAAGUUAUUAUCUUAGUGUUGUCUUGGCUUAGUCUUGUCAUUGGAUCAAAUAGGCAAGGAGGAGAGUGAGUUAUUAUCUAAGUGUUGUCUUGGCUUAGUCUUGCCAUUGGAUCAAAUAGGCAAGGAGGAGAGAGUGAGUUAUUAUCUAAGUGUUGUCUUGGCUUAGUCUUGCCAUUGGAUCAAAUAGGCAAGGAGGAGAGAGUGAGAGUUAUUAUCUAAGUGUUGUCUUGGCUUAGUCUUGCCAUUGGAUCAAAUAGGCAAGGAGGAGAGAGUGAGAGUUAUUAUCUAAGUGUUGUCUUGGCUUAGUCUUGCCAUUGGAUCAAAUAGGCAAGGAGGAGAGAGUGAGAGUUAUUAUCUAAGUGUUGUCUUGGCUUAGUCUUGCCAUUGGAUCAAAUAGGCAAGGAGGAGAGAGUGAGAGUUAUUAUCUAAGUGUUGUCUUGGCUUAGUCUUGCCAUUGGAUCAAAUAGGCAAGGAGGAGAGAGUGAGAGUUAUUAUCUAAGUGUUGUCUUGGCUUAGUCUUGCCAUUGGAUCAAAUAGGCAAGGAGGAGAGAGUGAGAGUUAUUAUCUAAGUGUUGUCUUGGCUUAGUCUUGCCAUUGGAUCAAAUAGGCAAGGAGGAGAGAGUGAGAGUUAUUAUCUAAGUGUUGUCUUGGCUUAGUCUUGCCAUUGGAUCAAAUAGGCAAGGAGGAGAGAGUGAGAGUUAUUAUCUAAGUGUUGUCUUGGCUUAGUCUUGCCAUUGGAUCAAAUAGGCAAGGAGGAGAGAGUGAGAGUUAUUAUCUAAGUGUUGUCUUGGCUUAGUCUUGCCAUUGGAUCAAAUAGGCAAGGAGGAGAGAGUGAGAGUUAUUAUCUAAGUGUUGUCUUGGCUUAGUCUUGCCAUUGGAUCAAAUAGGCAAGGAGGAGAGAGUGAGAGUUAUUAUCUAAGUGUUGUCUUGGCUUAGUCUUGCCAUUGGAUCAAAUAGGCAAGGAGGAGAGAGUGAGAGUUAUUAUCUAAGUGUUGUCUUGGCUUAGUCUUGCCAUUGGAUCAAAUAGGCAAGGAGGAGAGAGUGAGGUUGAGGAUUUGAGCAACUCUCCCUCUCUUAUAACAAAAAUACAGCUCAAAUAAGGCUUCCACUAGUCAAAUAUUGCUUUGCUCAUCUUCGCAAAUGACAAAUAAUAAUAAUAAUUUGUCAAAUGAAACUGUAUUUUAUUAUUCUUGUUAGCUAUAGGUCAUUAGGUGCAAGUUUGAAUGGUGUUUUAAUUGAAAACAAAAAAGGUUAGUAUAAACAUGGCUCAGAAAAGGUUAGUAUAAACAUGGCUCAGAAAAGGUUAGUAUAAACAUGGCUCAGAAAAGGUUAGUAUAAACCUGGCUCAGAAAAGGUUAGUAUAAACCUGGCUCAGAAAAGGUUAGUAUAAACAUGGCUCAGAAAAGGUUAGUAUAAACCUGGCUCAGAAAAGGUUAGUAUAAACCUGGCUCAGAAAAGGUUAGUAUAAACCUGGCUCAGAAAAGGUUAGUAUAAACCUGGCUCAGAAAAGGUUGGUAUAAACCUGGCUCAGAAAAGGUUAGUAUAAACAUGGCUCAGAAAAGGUUAGUAUAAACAUGGCUCAGAAAAGGUUAGUAUAAACAUGGCUCAGAAAAGGUUAGUAUAAACAUGGCUCAGAAAAGGUUAGUAUAAACAUGGCUCAGAAAAGGUUAGUAUAAACAUGGCUCAGAAAAGGUUAGUAUAAACAUGGCUCAGAAAAGGUUAGUAUAAACAUGGCUCAGAAAAGGUUAGUAUAAACAUGGCUCAGAAAAGGUUAGUAUAAACAUGGCUCAGAAAAGGUUAGUAUAAACAUGGCUCAGAAAAGGUUAGUAUAAACAUGGCUCAGAAAAGGUUAGUAUAAACAUGGCUCAGAAAAGGUUAGUAUAAACAUGGCUCAGAAAAGGUUAGUAUAAACAUGGCUCAGAAAAGGUUAGUAUAAACAUGGCUCAGAAAAGGUUAGUAUAAACAUGGCUCAGAAAAGGUUAGUAUAAACAUGGCUCAGAAAAGGUUAGUAUAAACAUGGCUCAGAAAAGGUUAGUAUAAACAUGGCUCAGAAAAGGUUAGUAUAAACAUGGCUCAGAAAAGGUUAGUAUAAACAUGGCUCAGAAAAGGUUAGUAUAAACAUGGCUCAGAAAAGGUUAGUAUAAACAUGGCUCAGAAAAGGUUAGUAUAAACAUGGCUCAGAAAAGGUUAGUAUAAACAUGGCUCAGAAAAGGUUAGUAUAAACAUGGCUCAGAAAAGGUUAGUAUAAACAUGGCUCAGAAAAGGUUAGUAUAAACAUGGCUCAGAAAAGGUUAGUAUAAACAUGGCUCAGAAAAGGUUAGUAUAAACAUGGCUCAGAAAAGGUUAGUAUAAACAUGGCUCAGAAAAGGUUAGUAUAAACAUGGCUCAGAAAAGGUUAGUAUAAACAUGGCUCAGAAAAGGUUAGUAUAAACAUGGCUCAGAAAAGGUUAGUAUAAACCUGGCUCAGAAAAGGUUAGUAUAAACAUGGCUCAGAAAAGGUUAGUAUAAACAUGGCUCAGAAAAGGUUAGUAUAAACAUGGCUCAGAAAAGGUUAGUAUAAUCAUGGCUCAGAAAAGGUUAGUAUAAACAUGGCUCAGAAAAGGUUAAUAUAAACCUGGCUCAGAAAAGGUUAGUAUAAACAUGGCUCAGGAAAGGUUAGUAUAAACAUGGCUCAGAAAAGGUUAGUAUAAACAUGGCUCAGAAAAGGUUAGUAUAAACAUGGUUCAGAAAAGGUUAGUAUAAACAUGGCUCAGAAAAGGUUAGUAUAAACAUGGCUUAGAAAAGGUUAGUAUAAACCUGGCUCAGAAAAGGUUAGUAUAAACAUGGCUCAGAAAAGGUUAGUAUAAACAUGGCUCAGAAAAGGUUAAUAUAAACCUGGCUCAGUAAAGGUUAGUAUAAACCUGGCUCAGAAAAGGUUAGUAUAAACCUGGCUCAGAAAAGGUUAGUAUAAACCUGGCUCAGAAAAGGUUAGUAUAAACCUGGCUCAGAAAAGGUUAGUAUAAACAUGGCUCAGAAAAGGUUAGUAUAAACCUGGCUCAGAAAAGGUUAGUAUAAACCUGGCUCAGAAAAGGUUAGUAUAAACCUGGCUCAGAAAAGGUUAGUAUAAACAUGGCUCAGAAAAGGUUAGUAUAAACAUGGCUCAGAAAAGGUUAAUAUAAACAUGGCUCAGAGGUGGCAGCAGAUCUUCUUUUUUCUGUAUUGAGUUGAGAAGGAAAAUUGUUAGAUUUGAGGUUUGCCAUUUUUUUAUGCAGGUAGUUGGUUGGACCAGAGAAUGUGUUAAGCAGUAGUUAGGCUAUUUACACAACCACACAUAUCGUACCAGUGACAUCCAGUGCAAAGCCAGAAUGUGUGACAGGUUGUAUGGAUUUACAAGAAGUAACAUUUUCAUGAACAGUUGUUCGGCUAAAAGAACAAAUUAUUGAAGUGUUUUUUUUUUCAUAAUUAUAUUUCAGAUGUUAGAGGAGAAGUGUAUGUGACAUCAAGUAAAACUGGCAAAGACAUUGGUAAGAGAAACAUUUCUUUACUCUAUGUGAAUAUUUCAGAUGUCAUAUUAGGCCAAUACAUUUGACUUCUUAUGGAGAUAAUCAUUUACAAAGAACUUCAUUAACCACAACUUUUAAUACUUUUAGGAAGAUUAAUGAAAUAGUCAAUUUGUGUUUUCUCAUCUUUUUUUUUUUUUUUUUUUUUUUUUUUUUUUUUUUUUUUUUUUUUUUUUUUUAGAAAAAAUAUUCAUCAACAUAGCUUCAGAUUACAUGGCAUCAAAAGCUGCAGCAGCUCAAAAGGAAGGUAUAUGAUUUUUACAUUGUGAACCAGCAAAACUACACCCCAUUUCUUUAUUACCGGUAUUUCAAAAGAAUACAGUCUUUUAAAAUUAAUAAGUUUUGGAGGUUUAUUCAGACUUCCUGCUAAACCAGUGGUCAUCCGGCCCGCCGACAGUACUUGAAACUGCUUGAUAAAACAUAAAGAACACGUGACGCUGUGAAACAAUUUAAAUUUAAUUAUUAUGUUUAGAAUACUAAGAGAUCUUCACACGUGUGGAGACCUCCAGGCUGCUAUGCGCCUUAAAUUUACCAUUUUCAAUUUUAUAAUUUUGUAUCUAGAUUUUCUUGUUUAUUGAAAAACUGUUUACCCUCGAACUCCUAAAAUCAUAAAAUACAGUAUCUUAAUAGUAAAUAAUAAAAACAUACAGUAUAUAUAAUGAAUACGAUAACUACUUGCAUCGCAGUGCCUAGUGCAAUCGCCUUAACCUGGCGUUUAAAAAAAGUUAACUUCUGAAAGUAGACGACCUAUGUUUAUAUUGUAAUCUGCUGUCACUUUGUUGUAUUAUUAACCUAUUCCCGCUAAUAGAUGAUAGUCUAAUACUACCACAAACGGUAAAUGGUUGAAGAGAAGAGGAGUAUUGGCAAGAUAUGGGGGCAGUGGCGUAGCGAGGGUGUUUGGCGCCCGGGGACAAGAUUCGCGCCUGGGGACAUGAUCCAUUUUUAGCGCCCCUUUUUCUUUUUUUCAACUCUCAAACCCAUUAUUUUCAUCAAUAAAAUAAUAUCAAAGCACAUUUUGGCGCCCCUAACUAGCUGGCGCCCGGGGACAUCUGUCCCCCCCUGCCCCCACCACGCUACUGGCCGCGGUUUGCAGAACAAAAUAAUCAUGUCACAAAAUUACGCCGUACAGCAACGAAUAAAACAAAAGCGAGGAUUGACUAAAAUUGUCACUAAGGUGACAAUGGUAAUACUACAGUUGCCGUGUCUAGAGAGUUAAUUAUGAAAACACACAAGGCAACCAUAUGACCAUCACCACUAUCAUUACGAAAAUGUGGUGUAAAUUGUAAAGAUUUAAAUAUUUUAGACCACUCCCCGUACACAAAAUCUCCCAAAUCAUCACCACCGCCUUCUCCUCUGAGGGCAAACGUAAUAUGUGGUGCAACUUAUGUCUGUGAGCAAACAUUUUAAAAAUGAAGUAAAUGAAGUCAACACAUCGAACGAGAUUGACUGAUGAUCAUUUGAAAGCAAUUCUCUUAAAUGGAUGCAGCAAUUCCAAACCAAACAGUCAUGAUUUCUUGAAAGCCAAAUGUCAGUUUGACAAAUAUCACUAACCAUUUUCACUUUGUGAGAUUCUGAUACUUGCGCACUGGUCCUGAUGAAACUAUCUUAUUGAUAAAGUCGCCUUCUUUGAUAACUUUGACUUAGUUUGUCGUCUGUUUUCUCAGAGCUUUCGUUCUGGCUUGCAUUGAAUGAUUAUACGGCCCACGCUCGUCAUUUUGUCCGUUAUCCGGCCUGCAGGGAAAAAAGUUUGGUGACCCCUGGGCUAAACUAAUUCUGCAAUAUAUAUGCUUAAAUUAUGGUUAGACCAAACACUGACAAUUUUUUUUAGCACACUGACUGUAUUCAACACACAGACUGUACACACUGAUUUUAUUCAACACACUGACUGUAUUCAACCCACUGACUGUAUUCAGCACACUGACUGUAUUCAGCACACUGACUGUAUUCAACACACUGACUGUGUUCAACACACUGACUUUCUUCUAUUUAUUUCAGAUGACGAAGAAAUUGUGAAGCUGAGAAGAUCUUCCAAAAAAUCAAAUUGUCCAGCUUGCAAGAGUUGAUGACUUUAUUCUGGUAAUCAACCCAAAGACAAGAUUGAAAAUAAGAAUCAUAUUAAUGUUUACUAAAGUGGAUCAUAUUAACGCUUACUACAAGAAAAAACUUAUUUAUCAAUCUGACAAUGCAAGGAUCAAGAAUUUGAUCAUGGUAAAAAAUACUCGGAGCAUAUAAAAGAAAGCAGAAACUUAUUUCCCUUUGCACUGGUCGUUGCUAUUAUUUAUCUGUUGACAAGAAGACAUUUUGAAAAAAAUCAUAAUUUAUAUAUUGUAAUUGAGAUGCGUAAGAAAUGUUUUGAGAAUGGGUUAAGUUGUCAUUUUGAAAUUUUAUUUUAGAAUAAAUAAUAACACAUAUUCACAAAUGAUAAUGCUAUCAGGCACUGUCAUUUUGGUUUUUAAAACUACAGGUUUGAUAGGUAGCCAUUGACAAGAAUGCCAAAGACAAAGAAUUAUAUAUCUAAUGACCAUUUUUGCAUACUGUGAGUUGAGAGCUAUAAACUAGACAAUAGAUGGCUUAAUAUAUUUGUCAAAAGUAGAUUCUUGACUAAGAAAUAAUAAUCAUCCAAUAAUGUGCCCUUGGGUCUGAGGUCAUGGUUCAACUAUGAAAUAAGCUACUUGCUAGCCCCGUUUUUUCUGGGUUAGUUGAUGUCACCAGUUGGUCCUCCCAGCUUAAUUUUCACUUUUUUUUUUUUUACUUAAACGUUAAAAAGACCCAUGUUUAAAAGCAUCAUUCAUGUUUAUGUUGUUCACCUUUUACUAAAAGUAUUUAUGUGAUAUUUUAUUUACCUUACAAGUGAAUGUGUUCAUUUUCAUUCGCUUACGGCCUUAAACCCCCAUUUUGCUGUGCAGAAGGAGAAAAAUCAAUGAGAUGUUGUUGUCUUAUUUUGUGUGCGUUGGUUUCAAAGAUUUUUUUUAUAAACCACAGACUACUUUUAGUCACUUAUUAUAUGGCAUCUUUGUUUCAAAUUAAUUUCAAGUAUGCUUCUUAUCCUAAAACUUUUUGAAACCCUUUACAUUACGUUUUCUUGAAAAUGUUACAAUAUUGUUUUAAACAAACCUCUUACAACCUUUUUAUCAUAUUUAAAAGUUGUGUUGCAUUAUAAAAAAAUCGUUACUUCUUUUUUUUUCACGUUUGUGUAUUUCAUUGAUGGCAGAAUAUUUAAUUAAUGGGACCAUUUGCGUAUUGCUAUGUGUGAUCCCUAAUGAAAGAUCUAGACUUGUGUCCUCAACCCUUUGUUGGUGUUCAAUCAGAUUUAAUAUUUAUCAGCUGUGAUUGUAUUACACCCAAACAACAAUGUUUAGAUCACAUUUUUAAAGCUUUGGUUGUUCAUUAAAACACAUGGUUGUACUAGAUGACGUAGCUUGUGCUCAAUUCAUAGCAUUCUGAGUUAUGUGGUUCAAAUUUAGCACAAGACGUUUUAAUUUUGUAACUUACAUAACAGAGACUGUCAUAUCUUUGUGCGUAAAAAAAAAGUAUUGUUUGUUUCUAGAACAAUUUUUUUUUUAAAGGUUAAAACAUCAAACUUUUUAAAAGUUUAUCAUUUAAAACAAUUAAGCAACCUUUCAUAUCAAGUUAUCUGAACCCGCAAAGAAACCAUAAUAUGUUAAUUGAUUUUAUCAGGUCAUAUACUUUUCAUAAGAUUUGCAUAAGGUGACCAUUUUAAUCCAAUUUAAUUUACCAUUUCAGAAAAGUAGUUACAGUAGAUAGGUGAGAUGUGAGGGAAAUAGUAAAAUAAAAAUUUGUUUUUAGAAUGAACAAAAUGUAUCAUUUAAAUUAUUAAAAAUAGUUUUUAUUUGUGAAUCAGAAGAUGUGGAUGGUGAAAAAAAGAAUAGAAAUUAUGAUAUGAAAUGCUUUGAUAUAAGAUGGAUGAAAAACCAUUUCCAUGGUUAACCAUUUUUUACAUUAAGUAACUGUAACAUAAUUUGUACAAAGUGUGGCAGUGUUAAUAUUUUGAUUUGAAUGAUGAAGAUUUGUCCAACAGCUGACUGGUGUGAAUGCUUUUAAUAACUGGCCAGUGAAUAUCUAUUACAAGUGCUACAGAAUUAGUUGAAAUAUUGUAUGGAGGAAGCAAUAGUGCCUUGCUAUAUAAUUAGCUGUUUACAAUAGAUUUUAUUAUUACAGAUGUAUUAAUCUUAUUAGUCAAAUUUUCUUACUACUUUUGUUUGAUUUGUUUUCCUCUUGGAAAUAAUUUCCCUGUUUUAUUUACAUUUUUUUAACAUUUUGGAUAACUCAAAAUAUUUUUUUACAACACAG
Lymnaea stagnalis (great pond snail) is the source of this 40600-nucleotide messenger RNA. NCBI's taxonomy places the organism in Eukaryota, Metazoa, Mollusca, Gastropoda, Lymnaeidae. The record is from the annotation of a GenBank genome assembly.